AAAGGAUUGAAAAACGCUAGCCCUCUCCAACAGGUGUAAAAAAAAAGAAAUCCACCAACUCAAUUCUCAAAUCUCAACCACAUUUUUAAAAAUUUAUAAGUUGAAAAGAACAAAUAAAUUUAUCAGAAUAUCAAUUGGAGGCCUCUGCAUGCAAUUUUCACAUCAGCAUCAAUUCAUCGCCCCACAAAGAAGAGGAAAAAAGAAGUUUUGGAAGAAAGAAAAAGAAAUCCGGCAUGCUUCUUGUUGAUUUUAAAGAAUUUCAAGAAAAGGUUUAUACUCACUUCAGACCCUGGCAACGUUCAUUCCAAUUCUGGACUCGAGCUAUUGAUAUCUACACCGGCUACAAGGUGUUUCAAGUCAGAGUAAAUUUUGUGAAAGAUGUGGCGACUAGGGAGGCAAUGUGGGAGAAACAGCACGAAAUUGCGGCUGAUAAGAUAUAUGAUAUGUGUGCUGACCUCGGAGGCUUUUUUCUUAAGAUUGCACAAAUUAUAGGGAAGCCGGACUUGGCACCGGCUGCUUGGGUGAGAAGGCUGGUCACAUUGUGCGAUCAGGCUCCGGGCACCCCAUAUAAUGUGAUCAAGAAUGUGCUCGAGAAGGAGUUGGGUCAAAGUGUGGAAGAACUAUUCGAAAGAUUUGACGUGCAUCCUCUUGGUUCUGCUUCAAUUGCACAGGUUCACCGAGCACGGCUUAGAGGUGAUAAAAGUGAUGUUGUUGUGAAGGUCCAGCAUCCUGGUGUGCAAGACUUGAUGAUGACUGAUAUCCGCAACUUGCAAGCUUUUGCAUUAUACAUGCAAAAGACAGACAUAAAGUUUGAUCUAUAUUCUGUAACCAAGGAAAUGGAGAAACAGAUUGGAUAUGAGUUCAAUUUUGUGAGGGAAGCUGAUGCUAUGGAGAAAAUUCGGCGAUUCCUGUACGAAAAUAACAAAAAGGCUCCAGUUUUAGUGCCACGAGUGAUCAGAAAUAUGUUCACAAGGAGGGUUCUAGUGAUGGAGUAUAUUGAUGGUGUUCCGAUUCUGCAGCUUGGAGAUGCGAUGGCUAAUAGAGGCAUAAGUCCUGGUGGUAAGGUUGCCGCAGCUGCAAAGCAGAACAUACUUAAAAGUUUGACGCUUGCUUAUGGGCAGAUGAUACUAAGGAGUGGUUUCUUUCAUGCAGAUCCUCAUCCAGGAAACAUUUUGAUUUGUAGAGGUUCUGAGGUUGCCUUGCUUGAUUAUGGGCAAGUGAAGUAUCUUCCUGAGACACUGAGGCUAGGAUAUGCUAAUCUUGUGAUUGCUAUAGCAGAUAAUGACCCUAUAAAGGCAUCUGAGAGCUACAGGGAGCUUGGCAUAGACACUUUCAGCAAAUGUGAGAAUGAGAAGAAAGAGUUGCUUAGAUUAGCCCAAACAAUGUUUGAUACGAAGCUACCACCUGGUGUAACAAUGUUGCAACCCUUUUCUGAUGAAUCUUCAAUUAAAAAGAUUGCUGUUCAGGCUUUCCCAGAAGAACUGUUCUCUGUUCUACGUACGGUGCAUUUACUUAGAGGGCUUAGUGUGGGGCUUGGAAUCAAUUACUCAUGCGCGGAGCAGUGGAGGCCCAUGGCUGAAGAAGCUCUAUAUCUUGCUGGGAGGUUAACAGAUAAAGAUCUCAAAAAAGCACACAGACGUGGUAUUCUCAGGAGAUUCUUCAGUAGGUAGCAAAUAACUGGUAAUGAGUCGAGCGCAAUCUAAUAAGCUGUCUUCUAUUUAGCUGGCCAUACUCAAAGCUCGUUUGUGUUUUCUGCAUAUUUAAUAUAUUUGCAGUUCCGUACUAUCAAUGUACCUGAUUUAUCUGCGAGGUAAGUGAUUAUAUUGGAAAUUCGUUUUGAGCAAGAGUAGUACGAUUCUGUUGGAAAUUUUAUGACCAUUCAACAUUCUCAUUUGGAAGAUGAAUUUUGUUUACAUUUUUUCUCAGGUUAUUAUGUUAGUGUGUCAAAUCUAUGUUGAGUUAUUCGUUGAUCAACUGUAACAAAAAAAACUGUUCUUUUAGGCUUAGCGUGAUUAUGAAAAGGAGAUCGAAU
Molecule: messenger RNA, 2032 nt
Organism: Striga asiatica
Lineage: Eukaryota; Viridiplantae; Streptophyta; Magnoliopsida; Lamiales; Orobanchaceae
Source: the annotation of a GenBank genome assembly